AUUCCCUUCGACUUGACUCGCAAGCAACGACGAGAGUGUGUUGUAGUUUCACUUUAAUUUAUCCGACUAAAAUCGUCUUGCUCCGUCAUCGUCGUCGCGAGUGAUUAAGCGCUUUAGUGCAGGUGUGUAGUGCUACUUAAUCCGCCAAUCUAGACGGUAACAACACAAUCCCAUAGAGGUGCAGAGUUGGUAGAGUUCAGCCAAUUGACAAUAAAAUGAGUGACCAGGAACCGUCACGGGACCAGCAGCAGCCGCAGGCACGUGGAGUUGAGGCGCUUAAGCAGCAUGUUAUGCUUAACAAAAUUGACGCCGCGCUGUGGGCGUCCCGCGUGCUGACCGUCGUCUUCACCAUCGGAUAUAUCCUGCCAAUCUUUGGCAACCCCACCAAUGCGUACUACAAAGUAUUAAUGGCCAACGCGGCCACCAGUGCGCUCCGGCUGCACCAGCGCAUGCCUCCGUUCCAGCUUUCGCGCGACUACCUGCAGAAGCUGCUGCUGGAGGACUCGUGCCACUACCUGCUGUACUCGUUGAUUUUCCUGUACGCCUACCCGGUGCUGCUGAUCAUCUUCCCGGUGACGCUGUUUGCGAUCCUGCACUCGGCCAGCUACUCGCUGACGCUGCUCGAUACCCUCGGCCAGAACUCGUGGUGGGGCGCCCGGUUGUUGAUUUCGUUGGUUGAGUUCCAAACCCGAAAUAUUCUGCGAUUGGCGGCGUUCGCCGAAAUCUUCAUUAUGCCGUUGGCGAUCGUGCUGGUAUUUUUGGGCCGUGCCGGACUCAUGACGCCGCUGGUGUACUACCAGUUCCUGGUGCUGCGUUACUCGUCCCGCCGCAACCCGUACACCCGGAACGUGUUCUACGAGCUGCGUCUGGUUACGGAGAACUUUGCCAACGGUGCCCGCACUCCGCCAGUCAUCCGUAAGGUUCUGCAGUCGAGCAUCAGCCUCGUCAGUCGGUUAGCUCCGCCGAUGCAACAGCAGCAGCAGCAGCAGUAACAUUAACAACGGCGAACAAAGGGUCUCUCGUCGUCGAGCAUUGUUAAUUGACGAAGUAAUCAAAAGUUUUGAGAGAGAGAGCGAGGGAGGAGCAUUGCACAUUUUCACCCAAGACAACCGCCUUCACCACGAUCACCACCAACUCAUGAAAGACAAACCUUCACCAACAAACCGGAACAUUCUUCUGUGGGGCGGCAGUAUCCAACGAGGUUUUAAGCAAGACCGAGGACCAAACAUCGCUUCAUUCACGCACCAGAUCAUUGUGUAUUUUCGAGCAAAACCGCUAGCAGCUGUUACAUAGGUUACGGGGUAAGUUCGGUUAACAAUAUUAGAGUUUCUAAUAGAUGGAACGAAAAAAAAAGUCAGCAAUGUUUAGCAAGUGUGACCAGAGAACAGUUAGCUUCUAUUUAUCAGUUUUUAUUUUUAAAUGUUUCCCUUUACGUUAUUCUUGAAAGCGUUAAAAUCAUGCAUGCAACACUAUAACACUAACGUCGUUUCCGGUGUAGAAAGCGCGCUUCUCGCUUGGAAAUUCUGAAAGCCAAACUAAAACCAGCCAACAAUCAAAUCGUUCUCCUAUCACUUUCUAGCAUUUCCUGUAAUAAAAAAACAAGCAAAAUGGUGUCCCUUUUUUGUUUCCCACUUUAGAAAUUGUGUUUAUGAAAUAUUGAAGGUGUUUAAAUAAUUGUGUAAUAGAAAAAGACGACGAAAAACAAAAGGUGGAUUUAUGGGCAAUAAAUGUUUCUAAUUAAGUUUA
Culex pipiens pallens (northern house mosquito) is the source of this 1746-nucleotide messenger RNA. It is a transcript of the gene Kr-h2, whose product is annotated as Krueppel homolog 2. Gene Ontology annotation, cellular component: endoplasmic reticulum; membrane. The record is from RefSeq and is a predicted model, not a curated record. Bases 216 to 992 code for a protein of 258 amino acids. Gene Ontology annotation, biological process: membrane organization; endoplasmic reticulum tubular network organization. Lineage: Eukaryota; Metazoa; Arthropoda; Insecta; Diptera; Culicidae. The transcript is spliced from 5 exons.